AUGGCGACUCUGUCAGGCGGGCUGCGGAAGGCUCUGCAGACCCGCCUGCUCGACGGCAUGAUUCGCAAGGUCGAGUCCGGCUCCAACAAAUGGAAAGUCCUCGUCGUCGAUCGCGAAUCCCUCCGCAUUCUCUCCGCCGCCCUUCAAGUCAACGACCUUGUCAACGAAGGCAUCAGCAUUGUCGAGAUGCUCGACAUGCGACGCGAACCCCUCCCACGCAUCCCAGCUCUCUACUUUAUCACUCCGUCCGCCGAAUCCGUCCAGCAACUCGCGUCCGAGCAGGCAACCCAAUACAGGGAGUAUCACAUUUUCUUCACCUCCCGCCUUCCCGAUUUUCAGAUGGACGUCUUGAGAGGGAACGUGGCCUUGUUGCGCCGUGUCCGCACGCUCGUCGAGCUAGACGUCGCCUUUCUUGCCCUUGAAUCACGCCUGUUUAGCUUGGGACGCCCGGCGAGUUCGCUUCCACAAAUUUACGCGGACGACGGGAAUGCGCGCGAGGAAAUGGCUACGAUAUCAGAACGCGUAACGGAGGCAUGUGGAAUUCUCGCCCCGUCUAUAGACUGGACUGUCCGUUGUGAUGCUACGUCUGGCACAUCAAAGACAGUAGCCAGUUUGGUCAAGGAGCAGCUCGAAACAGCACGAAUUGAACGUCGCGCCAACACAACCGGCGAUAAAGAGAAAGUCGUAGAGGGGGGAAGUGGGGACGCCGACGAAGUUGGGUCUCCUGUGAAAGCCACUUUGCUUAUUGUCGACCGUAUUGCAGAUCUCACCACUCCACUUGUGCAUGAAUAUUCGUAUCAAGCAAUGGCGCAUGACCUCCUCAAGCUCAACUACCAGAAACCUGGUGGUGCACAUGUUGAGGUCCCGGAUGAAAAGAAUACUGAGAAGAAGAACUGGCUUCAGAUCGAUGACGAGGAAAACGACCCAGUAUGGACUGACAUUCGCUCUAUGUUUAUUGAGGAAGCCCUUGCAAAGGCCCAAGCGUCCUUGAAGGAAUUUCUUGAAACAGAUGCUGCCUUCAAGAUUCGGGGGAAGGGCACAAGUGAUGUCGACAUCAAGGACAUGAGCGCCGCCGUGCGAGCACUACCCAAUUCACAGCUGCGCGCCGACAAGCAUGCAAUGCACAUUCGGGCUGCUAGAGAGUGCCUGGAACUUGGCUCCACGCAAGGGCUGACGGAUCUUGCUCUUGUAGAACAAGAUUUGCUUCAAGGACGGACUUCAGAAGGAACAAGAAUACGGCCAGAGGCAAUGCUAGAAUGCAUCACUGCAGUUCUUGAUGACAGCAGGGUGCCUCCAUGUCAUCGAAUCCGUCUUGUGAUGAUAGCCUUAGUCAUCGCCGAGGGACUGCCAGGGUUGGGAGGUGAAAACUCCGCUCUUGCACAGUCUGCAACCUACAGGUCUAAACUUCUCCGCAGCAAAAUCAGAGAUAUCGUGAAUGAAGAUGGCAGCGGGGGGGCACCUUUGAUGGGGCUGGAGAAACUCUUGACGAUCGCCAGCUCAGGACUUAGCAGUUACAAGGCCACACAAAAUACGCAUGUGGGCGGCGACAAUGCCGACACGGUCGCAGCAAAACUGAAGCAAAAAUAUGAGCAUCGCCGGCAAGCCAAACAAGUGAAGAAAGACAACGCCAUACGAAGGAGGCGACACGGUCUUGAAGAGCAAGACGAACUGGAAUACGACGUCGCACGCUAUCACCCACCCCUGCGCAGUGUUAUGAUGGACCUCGUUGAUGACGAACUCGACACAAGCGACUUCCCAGAGAUUGGGUCUGUGUCCGUAGAUUCCAUCAUUGCUUCACUUGGCGAGUCGUCCGUGAGCGAUCAAAACGAUAGCGAGAGAUCUAGUCAUAUGACUGGAAAGGCAGCAUUACGGUAUGGUGGGGCAGCUGUCCGCUCUCAUUCUGCUUCAGUCGCUUCAGCCAUGAAGGCUUUCGGUCGAGGAGAAUCUAAACAAUCAACCGCAUCUGAUGAUGACAAAUUUCGGCUGGCUGAAACUGGCCAUUUGUAUAUAAUCUUUGUUGUUGGUGGCGUUUCUUAUUCUGAGGUCCGUGCGAUGUACGAGGUGUGCGCAAAGAGGGAAGCUAAUAUAGUAAUUGGUGGGUCAAGUGUUUUGACUCCAAACGCCUUUGUAGAGGCAGUGGGAGCACUGGCCGACCCAGUUCAACGCAUUCGCGUGAUGCUUCCCCCUCUCCCUGUCGAGCUAGCAAUGUCAAGGGCUAUGCAAGCGAAAGCACUGGAAGCAGGAAGAGCAACAUCGGCGAGCGGUAUGGGCUCUCGGAAGAGUGAAGCCAAUGUAGAUGAUCCGUCAGAGGUCAGCAUCAACUCGAACACGGAUGAGAGCAAGGGUCGGGAUGAUCCACAAGUUGAAGUAGUUGUUGGAUACAAAAAAUCUAGAGGCAUGCGUUUAUUCGGACGAAAGAAAAAGUAGACAUUACAUUAGACGGAUUCGCUGAUUGUGAGGGAAAGAUAAGUCCAACGACAGCUAGCUACGAACGGAAGCAAGAAUUAACAUGCCAAUUUUGCCUUGGG
This is a messenger RNA of Chondrus crispus (carragheen), 2528 nucleotides long. RefSeq lists its product as hypothetical. Lineage: Eukaryota; Rhodophyta; Florideophyceae; Gigartinales; Gigartinaceae. Gene Ontology annotation, biological process: vesicle-mediated transport; intracellular protein transport. The transcript has 2 exons. The record is from RefSeq and is a predicted model, not a curated record. Gene Ontology annotation, molecular function: syntaxin binding. The coding region runs from base 1 to 2427 and encodes 808 amino acids. Gene Ontology annotation, cellular component: plasma membrane; secretory granule.